CCUGCAGUUCACUGGAUAAACAACGCCUUUCCGCAUCUUCGGGCCUCAGAUUUCUCAUUGUGAGAUGGGGACAGCGAUAGUACCUAUCUCACAGGGUUGCUGGGAGGAGCAGAUGCGAUCAUGAAGUUCCUUUAUAAAAGGCGAAUUGUGUCUGAAUCCCGGUUGGAAUCACAUCUGUGUCCCUUGUUUACAGAGGAGGUAAACCGAGGCCCAGCUGGGAAGGAGAAUUGCCAAGGCCCUCCCUACGAACUAGUGGUUAAUAUUUUGGAGAUAACGCGGAUCCUGGGCCCGCCAUCUGCCCUAGCUCACGCCCGGCCUCGGACCUGACCCCCUUCCUCCUCCCGUUUCCGUCCCUCGCGAGGCGGCGUGCGCUCAGGACGAGCAGCGGUGGCAGUGCGCGCUGCGGGACUUCGCUGCAACUCUUCAAGGGUGCGACCCCCGAGCGCGCGUGCCGCGCCACCAUGAGGGCGCGGCCGCGGGUCUGCGAGGCGCUCCUCUUCGCCCUGGCGCUCCAGACCGGCGUAUGCUACGGCAUCAAGUGGCUGGCACUGUCCAAGACCCCGGCAGCCCUGGCGUUGAACCAGACGCAGCACUGCAAGCAGCUGGAGGGGCUGGUGUCUGCACAGGUGCAGCUCUGCCGUAGCAACCUGGAGCUCAUGCACACCGUUGUGCACGCCGCCCGCGAGGUCAUGAAGGCCUGCCGCAGGGCAUUCGCCGACAUGCGCUGGAACUGCUCCUCCAUCGAGCUUGCCCCCAACUACCUGCUUGACCUGGAGAGAGGGACGCGGGAGUCAGCCUUCGUGUAUGCGCUGUCGGCGGCCGCCAUCAGCCACGCCAUCGCCCGGGCCUGCACCUCCGGCGACCUGCCCGGCUGCUCCUGCGGCCCCGUCCCAGGUGAGCCACCCGGGCCCGGGAACCGCUGGGGAGGAUGUGCGGACAACCUCAGCUACGGGCUCCUCAUGGGGGCCAAGUUUUCCGAUGCUCCUAUGAAGGUGAAAAAAACAGGAUCCCAAGCCAAUAAACUGAUGCGUCUACACAACAGUGAAGUGGGGAGACAGGCUCUGCGUGCCUCUCUGGAAAUGAAGUGUAAGUGCCACGGGGUGUCUGGCUCCUGCUCUAUCCGCACCUGCUGGAAGGGGCUGCAGGAGCUCCGGGAUGUGGCCGCUGACCUCAAGACCCGCUACCUGUCGGCCACCAAGGUCGUGCACCGACCCAUGGGCACCCGCAAGCACCUGGUGCCCAAGGACCUGGAUAUCAGGCCUGUGAAGGACUCAGAGCUUGUCUAUCUGCAGAGCUCACCCGACUUCUGCAUGAAGAACGAGAAGGUGGGCUCCCAUGGAACGCAAGACAGGAACAGUCCUGCCGUCAAAUACAAUCGGGAAAUUCUCUCUGGCGAUCUGCAAAGCACGAGGACAUUUGAAAGGCUUGGAGGAAUCCCACGGCAGUGCAAUAAGACAUCCCACGGCAGUGACAGCUGUGACCUCAUGUGCUGCGGCCGCGGCUACAACCCUUACACGGACCGCGUCGUCGAGCGCUGCCACUGCAAGUACCACUGGUGCUGCUACGUCACAUGCCGCCGCUGCGAGCGCACGGUGGAGCGCUACGUCUGCAAGUAAAGCCCCGCCCGCGCCCCGGGACCCUCGGAGCCCACCCCCACCCCCACUCACCAGGCGUCUUGGACACACCCUGCGGAGGGCCGUUUGGGGAUCCGGGAUGCCAGGCAUGGGAGGUGGCUUGGGCUUUGCCUCCACUUGGACAGCGCCGGGGACAGAAGGCCUGGCCACCCUGGAAGGAGGGCCGGCACAUCAAAGGAAACCGACUAGAUUAAAAAUAACCGGCAGCCGGAGCUGGGAGCGCCUGCGCGCCGCACUUCGAGAAGCCAGGGCCAUGGGCUUGGCAGGACUGGGAAGGACUUGACCUUUCACAGCAAGAGACACCAAGCUGCUGGGAAGGGUGCGGUGGGGUGGGGUGUGCCUGUCCUCUUCAGAAUGUUCUGCAGACCCUGCCCUUGAGAACCCCCCACUGGCUGCCCUCAGGGUCUGAGCCUGCUGGGCCCACCACACGGAACCACUAGCUUGGGUUGUCAAUGUUUUGUUUUGUUUUGUUUUG
This is a messenger RNA of Neogale vison (American mink), 2109 nucleotides long. RefSeq names its product Wnt family member 11 (gene WNT11). NCBI's taxonomy places the organism in Eukaryota, Metazoa, Chordata, Mammalia, Carnivora, Mustelidae. The coding region runs from base 462 to 1616 and encodes 384 amino acids. Gene Ontology annotation, cellular component: extracellular region. Gene Ontology annotation, biological process: cell fate commitment; multicellular organism development; canonical Wnt signaling pathway. The transcript is spliced from 7 exons. The record is from RefSeq and is a predicted model, not a curated record. Gene Ontology annotation, molecular function: frizzled binding; cytokine activity.